This is a messenger RNA of Chroicocephalus ridibundus (black-headed gull), 714 nucleotides long. RefSeq names its product basic salivary proline-rich protein 1-like. The coding region runs from base 1 to 714 and encodes 237 amino acids. The transcript has 2 exons. NCBI's taxonomy places the organism in Eukaryota, Metazoa, Chordata, Aves, Charadriiformes, Laridae. The record is from RefSeq and is a predicted model, not a curated record.
AUGGCGAGACCCCCCUCUAGCGGGGGCAAGGGGAGCGGGCGGGCCGCCGCCGGGCCUCGCUCGACGCACCGGCAAACGGGAUCGCGGGGAGAAGCCCUCCAGCGCCGGGGGAAAGGGCCUUCCUCGGGCAGCGCGGCGGCGGCUGCCGAGGCCCGGGGCGGCCGCCUGCCCCGGCCUCGGCAGCGCGUCCCGCCGUUCCUCCCGCCGGCGAGCGGAGCGGAGCGGAGCCGAGCGCGGCCGCAGCGUUCCCGCCGCCGUCUCGGCCCGCCGCCACCGCAGCAGGCGGGCGGAUGCGCUCCCCGGGAGCGCAAGGGCUUUCCGCGCUCGGCUCCCGCUGUCCCCCCGCCGCCCUUCGCGGCGGCCGACCGGCGGGCUCCUUGCCGGCCACCGCCUCGGUCUGCACCGCCGGCGCGGAUCGGGGCCGGGGGGCGCUCCCCUUCCACCCCUCCGUCUCCGUCGCACGGGCAGGAGGAGCGCGGUGUUGCACAACCCGCUUCCUUUUUCUUUCGCUUCGCUGCGCCGCGGGCAGCGGCGGCGAGUGCGCGGGGCGCCGGUCUCCACCGGGGGAGGGGGAACGGACCGCUACCGCCCGCCCGCUCCCCGCAAACUGCAGCGCCGACACGGCCCGCCGGCUGCGCGGCCUCGCGGGGAGGGUCGCGGUCGUGCGUGGGGAACACCGCCGGGCCCCGCGCCCCGACCGACGGGGCCGACUGA